GGUGUAUUUGAGAGCACAAGCAGGGUUACGGUGGGUGAAUACUCGGAAUUCCAUCCUACGCGGGCAAAAACAGAAUGCGUCUCAUCUGAGAGCACUGCAGGAAGCGGACGACUCGCUGCGACAGGAGUUGCGAGCCAUUACGGACGAAUGUGUCGAAUCCACUCUGCGCAACCAAGAUACCGCUCAAGGCAAAUGGCUUGCUGAAGACCCGACCCUCGCACAAAUCCAGCAAAUUCUAAUGCGGCGAUGAAGGCAUAACGGCACAUCUCGCUUUGCCCCAUCUGGGGUCUCCCUUUGAUGGCUUUCCAGAUCAAUGGAUAUUACAUGCAUUAUGGGGGGUUUUUCUGCUUCUUGGACUGGUCCACAUCGCAAAAGGAGUCCCAAAACCUCCACUGCAGGGCGCCCACCUCAUGGUUCUCUACCACGGCUCCCGGAUGCAGAUCAUGGACACGGCGCAUGUUCAUUCAUCGAAUUGGCCGAGUUCGAGCAUGGUCGCUGCUGGCGGCGACGAGAUGCUCCUUUGUAUUCAUAUCGCCUUGGGUUCUCUGCGAACUUGAGGAAAUUAGGGAUGAAGGGAACACCGUAGGCGCAGGUGUCUAUUCAUGCAGUUGCUGCUUUAUCCGGGUAGGUAACUACACAUUCGGUCAUGGGAAAAGGGAUCAGGGAUUCUCAUUAUUUUGGUCUGUCCAUACUCCCAUCUUCUUCUACUGUACUGUUGUCCCCUUUUCAUUGAUUAGUAUUAUUCUAUUUGACUUGAUGUCCCUCAUCGAUGUAUCUUCUCCAUGUAUCUAUUUCAUCUAUUCGACUACAUAUCACCCAUAGCCGCAAAGGCCAUCCGACUCUGUAGUACAUACAUCCUUCCAUCCUCUGUGCGUGCACACCUUUUGCUAUACAGUCGCAAACGCACCCCCUUCCCAAUCCCUUCUUCUAGGAUCUCUCCCAGCUCCAUCCCACGCACCCAACACUCACACAGCCGCUCCGACACCAACAAAAUCG
This is a messenger RNA of Westerdykella ornata, 996 nucleotides long. RefSeq lists its product as uncharacterized. The transcript has 2 exons. The record is from RefSeq and is a predicted model, not a curated record. NCBI's taxonomy places the organism in Eukaryota, Fungi, Ascomycota, Dothideomycetes, Pleosporales, Sporormiaceae. Bases 298 to 822 code for a protein of 174 amino acids.